UGGAAGGAACAAGUCAGUUGAGAGGAAAAAACUAAAAUAAUGGGCUCCCAAACAGUUCCCAAGCUUCCUGUUGUAGACUUAACAAAGGAAGACUUGAAGCCAGGCACUAGUUCUUGGCUUGGGACAUCCAAUGAAGUUCUAAGGGCACUAGAAGAGUAUGGUUGUUUUGUAGCAGUUUAUGAUAAACUUCCUUUGAAGCUUCACAACUCAAUGUUGGAGUCAUUGGAAGGGUUGUUUGAUCUCCCAGCAGAAACCAAAUUUCACAACACUGCCAAUGAAGAAGGAAUUACCUAUUAUGGGACUGCCAGUGAAGGUUUUCUCUUUGAGAAUGCAACAACUCUUGAGGGCACACAAAGAUUCACCAAUGUCUUGUGGCCUUCCACUGGAAAUGAUACUUUCUGUGAAACUACACUCCUAUUCUCAAAGAAAUUAGAAGAACUAGUUGAAAUGGUGAUGAGAAUGGUAUUUGAAAGCUAUGGUUUAGACAAGUACUACUAUGAAUCUCAAAUUGCAUCAAGCACUUAUCAUAUGGCAUUGGCAAAAAUACAACCUCCAAAGAUGAAUGAGAAGAAGGGUAUUGGAUCUCAUUCAGACAAGAGCAUCCUAUCCAUUGUUGAUCAAAAUCAUGUUACAAGUUUGGAGAUACAAACAAAGGAUGGCCGUUGGAUUACUUUUGAGCCAUCACCUUCACACUUGGUUGUUAUGGCCGGCGAAGCUUUUAUGGCAUGGAGCAAUGGCAGGAUACAUUGUCCAUCUCAUGUUCAUGGUAUCAUCACCACCACGCCACCCCAAGAGAAUGGGAAAGAAGAAGUAAACUACUCUGCGGCGCUUCUCUCGUACAUGAAAGGCAUGGUGCAGCCACCAGACAAGCUUGUUGAUGACGAACAUCCCUUGUUGUUCAAGCCCUUUUCCAACCUUGGAUUUCUUAAAUAUUGGAUUCAAGAGGUGGCAAAGAACCCUAAGUGUUCUCUCACAGAUUAUUGUGGUGUUUAAUAAUUAAUACCUCCUUUAAUCUCUAGGAAACUGUCUACUCAUCUACUCUAAUAUUUCAUAUAUAUUUUCUUUAAUUAUGAGUAUGGUCCUGAAUCUUUUGGGCCUUUAAGUGAACUCUUAUUUUGAGACCAUCUACAUAUGUUUACACACAAUAAAUAAUAAAAAAAUUGUGGCUAAAUGGUAA
Messenger RNA from Camellia sinensis, 1177 nucleotides. Its product is annotated as deoxypodophyllotoxin synthase. The record is from RefSeq and is a predicted model, not a curated record. NCBI's taxonomy places the organism in Eukaryota, Viridiplantae, Streptophyta, Magnoliopsida, Ericales, Theaceae.